AUGACCUCGAAUCUCCUCCAAUCCCCAGUAUGCAAAUUUAUCUUAAAGGUGGGGAGGGCCGUGCCCGUGGUGGUGAUCAUGGUCAUCGUAUCUCUCUCUUAUUACGUAUAUACCUUCCAAACAGUUCCAUGUAAGUCUUCUAACAGCUACUUUAAAGCAUUUUCUCGAUGUUUUACGUAUUAGCUGUACAUUUUCAGCAUUAUCGAAUUUAUGGUAUACACGGGUUAUUAUAUACAUCGGCUUUCACGUCUUGUUGUUCUUGUUUCUGUUUUCCUACUUUGCCACGGUAUUUUCGCCGCUCCCGAAAAUUCCAUCAAAAGUAAGUUGAGUUUUAUCGGUUAUUCCUUUCUCUUUAGUUUUAUCUUCCUCGUGAAACUUUAUCAGAUCUCUGGGCCGAGAAGUCAGAAGCAGGACGCAAUGAUUUGUUGUUUCGAUUUGUGUCCCAAAAUAACAUAAAUACCUUGAAUGUUUCUGCGAGUGAAGGUAAGUGUAAUAUAUUCAUCUAUCUGAUCUGUAGGUCCUCGAUUCUGUGCCCAAUGCAAGUGUAUCAAACCUGAUCGAAGUCACCAUUGUUCUAUUUGUGCAAGAUGUGUGCUGAGAUACGACCAUCACUGUCCUUGGGUCAACAAUUGUGUUCACAACAACAACUACAAGUUCUUUUUGCUAUUCCUCGGAUAUGGUGUUACAUUAUGUCUGUUCGUAUUAGCAACCUCACUAUCGACGUUCAUUAUGUUCUGGAAAGGAAAACCCGUGCCCCAGGAUAUGUUGAGCAAUUUUGGGGCUUUGUUUUUGCCAUUCCUGGCGUUUCUCUUUGGUCUUUCGAUGGCUUGUUUAUUGUUUUACCACAUCUACUUGGUUUGUAGGAACAAAACUACCGUCGGUGAGUUCUUUCCUUUUUUUAGAAGAAUGCUGAAGAGUUUUGGCUUAUUGAAUCUUUGCAGAGCAAUGGAAUCCUCCUCAUUUCGAAUACGGCCCUGAUCCAGGAGCUUAUAACAUUGGGGCAGCUCGUAAUUUCCAACAGAUAUUCGGAGAGAAAUGCUACCUCUGGUUCCUUCCCGUCCAUUCCACGUAUGUUCCUGACUGUUGUGAUAAUUGCUUUCGUUUUGUUUAGUUCAUAUGAUGGGCUGUUCUUUCCUCACCGUGCUCUGCGUUCCCGUAGUUCAACCACUUCCACCCCGCAAUCUUAUCGGCCCUUGCCUUCCGAUACUCUAGGUACGCCUUUGAUUUGACGCUUUUAUUAGUCUGGCCAACCUGGGUCACUCCGUGUUCACACCGGAGUAUAGGUCACCCAUGAUCAAGCACGCGACCUAGGUCGUGGAGAAGGUCUGGGUGGAUGUACAAAAUAUUAUCAAAAUGGCCAAACGAGAUGACUAGGGUGCGAGGGUCACUUUGGUAAUGCUUGAUCGUGAUCUAACUCGUGGGCAAGUUCAGGUAUGCCCCUCCAAAGGCGCUAAAGUUCGGCAACAUGAUGAAUCCGUAAUGAAACCGGAGUUUUUGGGGAAAAACAAAGUGUUUUGACUAUCCUAGUCGAGAAUUGAGACCAUUUCGGGUAAUUUAAGGCAACUAUCUUGACCUUAAUCACGACCUAGGCCUUUUUGGCGGACUUUUUUUUGCACAGCUGGUUUUUUUCUUAGCGGACCUUUUCGUCCUUCGCGAUAGUAAAACAAUUUUGCAAUAUUGGCUAUAAAUAUUUAGCCGAUUUUGAAUUGGGGCCGUUCGGCCACAAAUCAAAACUGACCCAAAUGAAAUUGUGCUUUUUCAUAUAAUUCAUACUUGAUUUUAGGACCUCCGAUGGUAUAA
Molecule: messenger RNA, 1800 nt
Organism: Bursaphelenchus xylophilus (pine wood nematode)
Lineage: Eukaryota; Metazoa; Nematoda; Chromadorea; Rhabditida; Aphelenchoididae
Source: the annotation of a GenBank genome assembly